Molecule: messenger RNA, 435 nt
Organism: Iphiclides podalirius (scarce swallowtail)
Lineage: Eukaryota; Metazoa; Arthropoda; Insecta; Lepidoptera; Papilionidae
Source: the annotation of a GenBank genome assembly
AUGAUAAAUCAAUUCGUACUGGCGGCGGGAUGCGCCCGAGAACAAGCUAAACAGUUACUUCAGGCUGCUCAUUGGCAAUUUGAGACAGCCUUAUCAAUAUUCUUUCAAGAAGUUGCUAUACCCUCUGGGGCUAAUGGUAUUGCAGCGCCUCAUUAUCAUCAGCAACUGAUAACGCCGUGUAAUACUCCUGCGACACCACCGAACUUCCCAGACGCUUUAGCCGCGUUCUCACGGCUUUCAACAACUGGCAGUCCAAGUAACGCGGGCGGGGGGGCCGGUGGGAUGGCACCCCCCGUAUCUCCCCUCGCAACCCACCCGCCGCCGCCGCAUCCCUCACAGAUGCAAAUGAACACAUUUCAGAGCCCACCGAAUCCGCAGUCUAGCUACGCACCACUCUCUUGCUCAACUGCUGUAUGCAGAGAACACAUGCCAAGA